CGUCGAUUCCAGAUGUAUGUUAUACAAUUAUUGUCGAUGCAAAAAAAUAUUAAAAUUUUGACAGAUGUAAUCCUCCUGUGUAUUUUGUUUGAAGAAAUAAAUGGAAUUAAAGACGCGAACACACUCCAAACUAGUAUAAAUAGCUGUAUACUGCCACCUCAUCCAAGAUUUGGUGGAUGGACCGUCUUUCAAACAAAUCUUGCCCCAUCUGUGGGCGAUGCCGUGCCUGUGGGUACCAUUCUUGAAAUCAGUUGUUACUACGGUUACAAAUUAAAUGGUGGUGCAAUCAGUGCUUGCAUUCGGGGCCAAUGGAGACCCGAAGUGGGUCAAUGUUUACGUACUUGUCCUUCAUUACGUACCACCACUAUUACGACAGUUAGUUGUACCUACAAAGGGGAAACUUUAGCGACUUGUUUGGACGUGGUUGAAGAAACGAGAGCACACUUCCAAUGUUCCCCGUUUUAUGAAAUCCAAGGGCUGAAUAAGUUUCCAAUAAGAAUAUGUUCCAAGGGACAGUGGAGUGGUGGUAUUCCAGAAUGCGUACCAGUAUGCGGUAAAAAAGGCAUUACAAAGGACCCUACUUUAAUUGUGGGAGGUUUCAACACAACGUCACUAGAAUACCCUUGGCAGACGGCCUUAUAUUUCAAAAGAACCAAAGUAUUAAUCUGUGGAGGAACACUACUGAGUCAAAAGACAAUCUUGACAGCUGCACACUGCGUGACAAACGACAAAGGUCAACUACAACCGAAAGAAAACUACAUAGUGGCUGUUGGCAAGUCUUAUCGCAGCUACAACGAUUCGAGGGACAACGCAGCUCAAUUUUCUUCGAUAGAAGAAAUGAAUGUUUCUAGACAAUACAAAGGGUACAUUCAACGUUACUUUGGGGACAUCGCAAUAAUAGUUGCAAAUACAACAUUCGUUCUUUCGCUUAACGUUCAACCAGUUUGUGUAGUUUGGGAAAAAAAAUUCCAUCAGUCAUUAGAAAAUGUCACCAGAGUGAACCAAACUUACGCGAGCGGUUGGGGUUUUACUUCCGAAAAUAAGAACCCUUCAGACGUUCUUAAAUCGUUGAAAGUUCCACUUAUAAGUAAAGAUGAGUGUGAACGCAGCUUGUCCGAAGAUGAUUUAGAGUACCUGACCGACGAUAAACUCUGUGCCGGUUUCUUAGAAUCUGGCAAAUCUGUGUGCAAGGGCGAUAGCGGUGGAGGUCUGGUGACCAAGCACGGUGGUAGAUACUACAUCAUAGCAGUCGUCAGUAUUGCGCCACAAUCAUCUACAGCUAUUGGUGGAUGUGAUAGUCAACAAUAUGGUUUGUACACCAGAUUUUCGUAUUACAUUGAUGACUUUUUAAUAGACGUAGAAGCCAGAUUUGCGCCCUCCGAACAACGUGUAGAUUGCACUGACGAUGAUUGUUUCACUGCUUCUACAAACGUAUCAAUAACUUCUGCAAGAAGUGGUUGUAUAUUACCCGAUCAUCCCAUGUUUGGCAACUGGUCCAUCUUUGGUGCACCUUCCAAUCACUUUAUGCCAGGAACGUUGGUGGUACCAGGCACUGUUUUGAAAAUAGAGUGUAAGCAGAAUUAUACUUUGAGUGGCCAUGGUAGCCUGUUUUGCGAGAACGAAUUCUGGUCGUCCAAUGUUGGCGAGUGUUUAGGCAUUGCAACACCCAAAACACAGGACUUGGUAACUACUGAACAAGAAGUUCACGGUCUUUUUGGUGACCACGUCACUUUGGAGUGUGCGGCUGCUGGCAACCCAACACCAAAAAUAACUUGGACUAAAGAUAACACACUGAUCGAUGGUACUCGAGGUGCUAAGUACAGGAUCAAGCUGGACCAAUCGCUUCAGAUAAUUAUGCUUGAAAAGUCUGACGCAGGAGUAUAUCUAUGUACCACCGAGAAAGCUACACGUGAAGCUACAACGAAACGAAUAAACUUGGUCGUUACUGUAGACGGUCCUCAGCGGCCUGCAACUAUACUGGAAUCAGAGAGUCAAGGAAAAGUUGUGGUGUCGCUAAACUCUUCAUUAACCCUCAACUGUUUAGCCGUCGGCUAUCCUCUCCCUGUUGUAACCUGGUGGUUCAAUGGCACUCUUAUUUCUAUCCAAUCUAGUCAGUUCGAAACAGGCAAAGACAACUCUCUUCGUAUAGAAUCCGUAAGAUCAUCAAAUCUUGGAGUGUAUACUUGUCAAACUUACAACGGUGUGGGUAAAUCUGCUAGUUGGUCGGUCACCGUGGAGGCUAGAGAAACCAAUCAGGACACGAGUCCGAAAGGAACCGACGUCCAACCCGACUGCCAGGACAACCCGUUCUUUGCCAAUUGUCGUCUCAUCGUAAAGGCGAAUUUCUGUACGCACAAAUAUUACGCGAGAUUCUGUUGUAAGGCUUGCACGGAGGCGGGUUUGAUACCAGUGGUUAAUCUAAAGGAGAAGACAACAAUCGUCACCGAUUGAGUAUCAUUUUCUAAAGCGUAAUUUAUUGCUAAUCUCAUACUUUGCUAAGAGAAAUUUAAUAUAAUUUUUGCAUUAUUAUUGAGAAAUGCUUUGAGUUUGAAAUACACGUCGUCUCAGUG
Zophobas morio is the source of this 2570-nucleotide messenger RNA. RefSeq lists its product as uncharacterized. The record is from RefSeq and is a predicted model, not a curated record. The transcript is spliced from 14 exons. NCBI's taxonomy places the organism in Eukaryota, Metazoa, Arthropoda, Insecta, Coleoptera, Tenebrionidae. Gene Ontology annotation, biological process: proteolysis. Gene Ontology annotation, molecular function: serine-type endopeptidase activity. Bases 13 to 2451 code for a protein of 812 amino acids.